GCGGCCUGUUCUGCUGGGGCUGCUAGUCAUAGUGUCCUGCUUUCUCCUACGAGCAUGGAGGGGUCUCUUGUGAGGCGAGAGGGGCUAAGCUUGCAUCUUCUAUUGUUCAUGAGGCUACUAAUCCGUCUAGCAGAGGAGCUAUCCAAGACAGGGGUUCUAAGAGGAUGUCCACUAGGAGUGGGGGGUGACAACAAGGGGUGGCGAUAG
Dovyalis caffra is the source of this 207-nucleotide messenger RNA. The record is from the annotation of a GenBank genome assembly. Lineage: Eukaryota; Viridiplantae; Streptophyta; Magnoliopsida; Malpighiales; Salicaceae.